AUGCAGAGUGCAUAUCCACUUGUUUCCUUCUCAUCAUCCUUAUUUUUCUCCCCUAAAAGCUAUCGCAGGCACAUGAAGCCAAAGAAUUCGACAGGCAUCCCAGAAUUCCUCCUUCUGGGCCUUUCUGAGGAUCCAGAACUGCAGCCCCUACUCUUUGGCUUGUUCCUGUCAACAUACCUGAUCACAGUGUGUGGGAACCUGUUCAUCAUCCUGGCUGUCAGCUCUGACCCCCACCUCCAUAUCCCCAUGUACUUCUUCCUCUCCAACCUGUCCUUAGCUGACAUUGGGUUCGUCUCCACCACAGUCCCAAAGAUGCUGGUGAACAUCCAGACACAGAGCAAAUCUAUCACUUAUGAGGAAUGUCUGACACAAGGGUACUUUUAUUCUCUCUUUGCAUGUCUGGACAGUAUGUUCCUUACUGUGAUGGCUUAUGAUAGGUUUGUGGCCAUCUGUCACCCACUUCACUACACAGUUAUCAUUGGCCCCAGACUCUGUGGUUUGUUAGUUUUUGUAUCUUUUCUUAUCAGCCUUCUGGACUCUCAGGUGCACAUUUCAAUGGUGUCACAACUGACAUUCUGCACAGAUGUGGAAGUCCCUGGCUUCUUCUGUGACCCUCUUCAACUCUUUUACCUUGCUUGUUCUAACACCGCCAUCAUUAACAUAUUAGUUUAUUGUACUGGUGCCAUCUUUGCUGGUAUUCCAGUCUUUGGGAUCAUUUUCUCUUAUGUUCGAAUUAUUUCCUCCAUUCUGAGAAUCUCUUCUUCAGGUGGGAGAUAUAAGGCCUUUUCUACCUGUGGCUCUCACCUCUCAGUUGUAUGUUUAUUUUAUGGAACAUCAAUUGGAGUGUACCUCAGUUCGGCUGUCUUAUCUUCUGCCAAGAAGGUUGCAGUGGCAUCAGUGGUAUACACUCUGGUUACCCCAAUGCUGAACCCUUACAUCUACAGCCUGAGGAACAAGGACAUUAAAAGAGCCCUGAAGAGGCUCCUCCGCAGAGCAGCCUAA
Messenger RNA from Chrysochloris asiatica (Cape golden mole), 1002 nucleotides. RefSeq names its product olfactory receptor 7E24-like. NCBI's taxonomy places the organism in Eukaryota, Metazoa, Chordata, Mammalia, Afrosoricida, Chrysochloridae. Bases 1 to 1002 code for a protein of 333 amino acids. Gene Ontology annotation, molecular function: olfactory receptor activity; G protein-coupled receptor activity. Gene Ontology annotation, cellular component: membrane. The transcript has a single exon. The record is from RefSeq and is a predicted model, not a curated record. Gene Ontology annotation, biological process: G protein-coupled receptor signaling pathway.